AUGUCUUCUUCUAAACUUGACCAGUCUCUCGAGGACAUCUCCAAGUCCCGUCGCCAGGGCGGCCGUGCAAACCGUCGCCGCAGUGGCCCAGCCAAGGCUGCCACAAGCAAAGCCCCUGUUGGUGGAGUGAAGAAAAACACCAAGCCUGCCAGGGCCGCUACCAAGAGUGGCGCCAUCGGCCCCAGCUCUCCUGUGAAUGAAAGCAAAAUCAUCGUCAGUGGACUUCCACACGAUGUAGGCGAAAGCAGUAUCAAGGAUUAUUUCACAAAGACAGUCGGCCCUGUGAAGCGGGUCACUGUUACCUACAACCAAAACGGUGUCAGCCGUGGUAUCGCUUCUAUCAUUUUCAGCAAGCCUGACACUGCCGCCAAGGCCGCCAAAGAACUCAACGGAACCCUUGUUGAUGGUCGCCCCAUGAAGGUCGAGGUGGUUGUCGAUGCCACCCAUGCCCCUCAGGUUCCUGCCCCCAAGCCAUUGAGUGAGCGUGUCACUCAAUCCAAGGCUAAGCCCAGGCCCGCCACUGCCACGAAGAAUGCCGCCGCCGCCGGUGGUCGUGGCCGUGUUCGCGCACGUAAGGGUAAAAACCCAACUCAGCGUAAGAAGACUACGGAGGAAUUAGAUGCUGAGAUGGACGACUACUUUGUCGGAUCCGAGAAUGCGCCAGUUGACGCUGCCACCAACGGUGUUGCCCAGCCUGCCGCUAACGGUGAUGAAACCAUGGCUGAGAUUUCUUAA
This is a messenger RNA of Talaromyces rugulosus, 735 nucleotides long. RefSeq lists its product as uncharacterized. The coding region runs from base 1 to 735 and encodes 244 amino acids. Gene Ontology annotation, biological process: mRNA export from nucleus. The transcript has 6 exons. Gene Ontology annotation, molecular function: mRNA binding. Lineage: Eukaryota; Fungi; Ascomycota; Eurotiomycetes; Eurotiales; Trichocomaceae. Gene Ontology annotation, cellular component: nucleus. The record is from RefSeq and is a predicted model, not a curated record.